Messenger RNA from Phragmites australis (common reed), 1119 nucleotides. RefSeq names its product peroxisomal and mitochondrial division factor 1. The record is from RefSeq and is a predicted model, not a curated record. NCBI's taxonomy places the organism in Eukaryota, Viridiplantae, Streptophyta, Magnoliopsida, Poales, Poaceae. The transcript has 3 exons.
AUGGGAGCGGAGCAGAGCUUGGAGGACAGGGCGCAGGACUUAGAGCGCAAAAACUCCCAGCUAUCGGGUGAGAAGGAUGAACUGGAGAAGCAGCUGAAGAAGACCACUAGGAUGUCUCAGGUGUUCUCAAAUCAGGUCUCCACACUGGGGUACAGAGUGCAGGAGUUAGGGCGUAAAAAUACGGAGUUAUCUGGUGAGAAAGGUAAACUAGAGAAGCAAUUGGAGGAGACGACGAAUGCGUCUCAGGUAUUGUCAAGCCAGGUCUCCACACUGGAGUACAGGGUGCGGGAGUUGGGGCGUAAAAAUACGGAGUUAUUUGAUGAGAAGGAAGUAGCAGAGAAGCAAAUUAAGGCAAAGGUGGAGGAAUUGAAGGUGCUGGGGGCCCAGAAAGCGGAGAUGGAUGAGAAGGCAACAUCUUUGGAGUUGGAGCUCCAGGCAGCUAUGGCUAAGAAAGGGGAAUUGGAGGCCAAUGUCAUGGUGAAGAAGAGGGAAUAUGAGUUGCUGAAGGGGGAAAAUGAUAAUCUUUGAUCGGAGGUUUUGAUUGCAAAGCAGAAACUUAGCGUGUCAGAAGUAGAGGUUAAGAGGCUCAAGAUGCAAUUGGGUGAAUUGGUGGAGGCAAAGGAGGCAGCUACGAAGACAUUUGAUGUUGAGAAGGCAAAAAUCAUGAUGGAAUUAGAGUAUCUUAAGAGGAAGGUGGAGGAAAUCCAGGCCAGCAAGGAAGUGGCUAAGGAAGCAAGGUGCGAGAAGGAUGCUCAGGCCGAUAAACUGAGGGAUGAGUUGGAGGAGCUCCGUGUUUCUAUGUCGCAGCUACAAGCAUCCUAUGAAGAACUUGAUAUCAAUCGUUCACACCUAAAUGAUGAGAAGAAUUUAGUUCAGAAUGCACUAGAUACUGGAAAGGCUAUAGCAUGCAAGCUAAAGUCAAAAGUUGAGGCACUUGAGAACUACAAUGCAGAAAAGGAUAGUGAGAUUGCGAACCUGAAUGCAGCAUUGGAGGAAAAGAAGGGAAAGAUUGAUGUCCUUAGCAAGGAAAUUGAGCUGUUGCAUCUCACAAUGGCUAAGGUGCAAAGGAAGAAAAAGGGUGGCACUUGGGCUAUCUUGUCCUCAGUAAGGAAAUGCUAA